AUGUCUCGUAUAAUCAGCAAAUUAGUAUAAAUUAAUGCUAUUUAGUUUUCUGACUCUUCUGCUUCAGAAAAAGAUCUGCCUUAAGGAUUUGCUGAACAAAUAUUGCAACAUGACAUCAAUUUUGUGUUGAGCAAUUUUACUAAUCUAGAUGCUUUGAACCAUUUGGUUUAAUUGUAUAUGGUAAAGUUGUUAUUGAAAAAUAUUUAGAAAGGAGUUGAAUACUAUGAAUCAUUACAGGAUCGAAAAUAGGAAUAUUUUAAAUAUAAACUACAUUGGUUGAUGAGUCAUCCUAACCUAUUAUAAGAAAAAUCAAAAAAAGUAGAAAUGCAUUACCCAUCUAUUCAAGAAAAAUUACUCUAAAAAAUAGAGCCUGAUGGGAAAAACUAAGUUCAAUAAUUAAUCACAAACAUUCAAUAGGACAAAUAAAAUCAUUUGAAGUUAUAAAAAGUACAUUGUAAUAAUUCUAUUUCAGCUUAUAUCUAAUGAAAUAAACGAUCAAUAAUAAAGGAUCAAUAAUCGAUUAAGGCAAAGAUCCACUUCAAAAAAUGAGAGAGAUAUAAAAUAACAACCUUAAACCUAUCAUAAUCAUAUUUACUAAAAUUAAAUUCAUAGUCUUUAAUAACCGCAAAUAUAAGAAGCUAAACCAGAAGAUGAGCAGUCAUAUGUUAUAUCAAAAAAUAUAUCACCCCAUAAAUGA
Molecule: messenger RNA, 697 nt
Organism: Paramecium octaurelia
Lineage: Eukaryota; Ciliophora; Oligohymenophorea; Peniculida; Parameciidae
Source: the annotation of a GenBank genome assembly